Cataglyphis hispanica is the source of this 6121-nucleotide messenger RNA. RefSeq names its product dual specificity calcium/calmodulin-dependent 3',5'-cyclic nucleotide phosphodiesterase 1-like. The transcript is spliced from 13 exons. Lineage: Eukaryota; Metazoa; Arthropoda; Insecta; Hymenoptera; Formicidae. The record is from RefSeq and is a predicted model, not a curated record. Bases 643 to 2799 code for a protein of 718 amino acids. Gene Ontology annotation, biological process: signal transduction. Gene Ontology annotation, molecular function: 3',5'-cyclic-AMP phosphodiesterase activity.
CGGGGCACGUGGAGUCGCGUCGGCGAACUCGCGUCAGGAAAAGCUUUGUAUUUUUUCGUUCGCUUUCGCUCGUCGCGUCGCCGUCGUCGCGAACAUCGUUGUUCGAUAAUUGUGCGUAUUUUUUAAAUAUAACCGAUUAAAGGAAUCGUUAUCGAACCAAGGGACGCAGAGACAUUAAUGUCGUAAAUUUGUGUCUGCUUCUUCUUUUCUGCUACGUGUGAUAAAUGCACGAGACUGAAUUUGUUGGUAUCAAUAAUAAAAUAAUACCUUGGUGACUUCUUGUACAUACUCGCGAGAGAAAAAAUUUUCUGAAAUAAAUUUACUUUAUACGCGAGACAAAAUUAAAAGUGAAAAUUAAAAGUGAUAUUAAGAAGUGUGAAAAAAUAAUUUGACUGUUUGCCGUAGCGAGACGUAAAUAAAAGAGUUACGACGACUUUUGAGAAUCGUGAAAGAAUAAAUCCGUGCGCUGAUUGCAAUUGGAUUGUAUCAAGAUCUGUGAUUGAGAACUAAUAGUGAAUGCCAGAAACUGUAUUCCAAAUCAUGCGCGAAUCCAACGGUUAAAAUUGCUUCAACUGCUUGUCUGCUUUGUCGCCGGGAGCGAAGCGAAGAGAUUGCGAUUACAUUUUCCUUUACGUCUAAGAAAUGAACCAGGGUGAAAGGCACGUCAAGUACGGUCCGAAGGGCCCACCGCCGCCACCGCCGCCGCCGCCACCACCACCCCCUUUACCAAAGCUUCCUGCUUACUCGCACCAAAAACUCUUCAAGAAAUGCAAGAGUGCCACGUUUCAGCUGGAUGGCGCGACCUAUACGAUAGUUGCAUCUCCACCGGACAGACGAGUCACGAGGGACGAUAUUGGAGUGGCUUCGGCCGGUGCUGCGGCGAACAACGCGACCGCUACUGGCUGCAGCGGUUCGAGCAGCGCAGCUUCCACGAGGCCGCGCAAUCCUUCUUCCUCUCCUGGUCGAAACGGCCAACUCUCCAAACAGGGCACUUUGACGAUAGUACGUCGAAGUUCCGGCAAAAGCAAAAGCAUCAGCAGUGGAAGUUUCGAAAGUUCUCCACCGCCGCACAAUCCCGACACUCCGUAUUUAUCGAGCCAAUCCGUCGACCUCGAUGAGAUCCUCGAUAAUGUCGAUCUCACGACGGACUCGCUUCCUGCCGUUGACACUCCCGACGCGUGCGACAAAGCUGCUCUCAGAUUGAGGUGUUUAUUGAGGCAGCUACAACACGGGGAAAUAUCCGCCGAACUGCUUCAACGAAACUUGCAUUAUGCGGCUCGUGUACUCGAGGCCGUAUUCAUCGACGAGACCAAGGUGAGUUCAGGCGGGAAUGAGUGCGCUCGGUCAUCACGUAGGGGGGCGGGCCUGACGUCUUCAUCCCUAGGGGGCGGCUUGGAACCGGACGGACCACAGGGCCACGCGGUGGUAACCCAGAAACGGAAGCUUCGCACCCCCGUUUGGGCAAGGCGGCUGGCGGACGAAGACGAUGAGCUGUCAGAGGUGCAGCCGGACGCGGUGCCGCCGGAAGUGCGCGAGUGGUUGGCGUCAACUUUCACCAGACAGCUCGCCACUACGAGACGGAAGGCUGACGAGAAGCCGAAAUUCCGCUCGGUCGCGCACGCCAUCAGAGCGGGCAUAUUCGUCGAUCGGAUCUACAGGAGAGUCACGAAUACCGCCCUCAUGCAAUUUCCGCCGGAAGUCGUGAAAGUGCUCAAGACUUUAGACGAUUGGUCGUUCGAUGUGUUUUCCUUGAAUGAGGCCGCCUUGGGCACACCGGUGAAAUACUUGGGUUACGAUCUCCUCAAUCGAUACGGUAUGAUUCACAAAUUUAAAGUACCUCCCGCAGUUCUGGAGUGCUUUCUUGGAAGAGUCGAAGAAGGAUAUUGCAGGCAUCGAAACCCAUACCAUAACAAUCUUCACGCUGCCGAUGUUGCGCAAACGAUGCAUUAUAUCCUGUGUCAAACGGGUUUGAUGAACUGGUUGACCGAUCUCGAGAUUUUCGCCACUCUCGUGGCAGCGAUUAUUCACGAUUACGAGCACACUGGGACCACAAACAAUUUCCAUGUAAUGUCCGGGAGUGAUACAGCGCUCCUAUAUAAUGACCGAGCCGUGCUGGAAAAUCAUCACAUUUCGGCUAGCUUCCGGAUACUUAGAGAAGAUGAAUGCAACAUAUUACAGAAUUUGUCGAGAGAGGAAUUCCGAGAAUUUCGCUCACUCGUGAUCGACAUGGUUCUUGCCACCGACAUGAGUUUUCACUUUCAACAGUUAAAGAAUAUGAAGAAUCUAUUAAGUUUAGCGGAACCAAGCGUGGAUAAGAGCAAAGCUGUUAGUUUGGUUCUCCACUGCUGCGACAUUUCGCAUCCUGCUAAAAGAUGGGAUCUUCAUCAUAGGUGGACAAUGCAACUUCUCGAAGAAUUUUUCAGACAAGGUGACAAGGAGAGAGAGCUCGGAUUGCCAUUUUCUCCUCUAUGCGAUCGCAACAAUACAUUGGUAGCUGAAUCUCAAAUAGGAUUCAUAGAAUUUAUCGUCGAGCCUAGCAUGCAAGUAUGCAGUGACACGCUGGAAACCGUUCUUGCGCCGCUUAAUGUCAAAGAUGCCGCAGAUGAGCCUAGCAACGGAGGGGAAAGUAGAAGGUUCAAAAUUGACAAACCUUGGAUUCCGUGUCUCGCAGAAAAUAAAAAGAUUUGGAAGGAACAAGCAGUUCGAGAUGCAGAAGCCAAAGCACAAAAGGAGCAAGAACAAAAGGCCAGUAGCAAUCGCGAGGAUAGUGGGGGAGCGCAGGCUCCGGUCGAAGAAUGAAAGAUACAACGAGCAAUUGUAUUCUUCAAAAGUCUCUGCAACUUUAGACUGCGAGGAAGCUCGUGAUUUCCCAUUGGAUGGCAUCUAUUAUAUAAGUUUAUGGGCUCCUUAUUACGCUUACGAAUGAGAGACAAGUAUCAUUCGGUAGUAGUACAAAUAGACGUAUGUGUGUCAUACACAUUAGAGCGGAGACGACGAUUCGUAACAUGUAACAUUGAGAAAUAGUUUGUUUAAAUUAUUAGACACCAAAGGCCCGAGUCAUCACGUAUUUGUCUCUGCUACUCUUAUAUAAGAUGUUUGAAUUAGAAGUUAUCGAUUAUUUUUUACGGCUCAAUAUGUAAAAUCACUUGAUCUCAUUAGAAAGAUAUAGCGCUUCUCGAGAUAAUCAUCGUCGAUUGUAUUAAUUAUGACUCCGAUUUCAAAUUUGGUUUUACGUUUGCGUGAAAAAUUAAGUUGUAAUCAAUUUCUUUUUUUCUUAAAGCUUGUAAUUUGACAGAAUCUCAUGAUGCAACCUGCAACACUGAAGUAUUCGGUAUGUAAAUUAUGUACGAUUCGUAACGGUUAAGUCUCUUCAUAGAUGAAAGAAUGUAUUACGCUUCUAAAUCCAUUAUAACUAUCAAUGAUGAUUAUAAGAUUUCGACACUAAUCGCAUAAGAAUCUCCGAGAUACUUUACGCAACGAUUUUUUUUAUAAUUUGUUGAUCAUCAUCGCACAAAGAUAUGAAUAUCGCACAAUGAUCUUGCGUUUUUAAUGCAAUCUUUUUAUUUUAAUUUUACUAAGUAAAAUAAAAAGAAAAAUAUUUGCAAAUAAUUGAGGCUCUAUGCUUCCAACGCAAUUUUUGACCGGGAGCAUCGGUCUCUCUCGUUUACAUGUUUAUCAGUAAGUCGCGGCGGAAAAAUAGGAUUUUGCGAAUUACUUCCUUGUACAUACAUACGUUUAUUAGAUGUGUAUCCGUAUACGCGUACACUGGUGCAGCUUUAAUGUGUGUGUGUGUAUGCAAUGUAUAAAAAAAAGAGCAAGGUAACAAAAUGCGGCUAUAAUGUUUAGUCGACAUACGUUACGUAACUAUUUCGUACAUACAUAUAUACAUAUAUAAAGAAAAAAAGAAAGAGAUAAAAUGUUAUUUUAUUGGAUUUCUCGCGAUAUUACGGCCGUAGGAUACUUAUGCGCAUAGCGACACGCACGUCUUUAGUUGUAAUUGCCUUGUAAUUAAACACAUAUCCGUGAAAGAAUGCGCGUCGCAACAAGCGUAAAUUCUCGACACAAUGACAAAUAAUUGUCAUUGUGUUAAUAUGCAUUGUGUCACACGCGUAAGAGAAUCGGAGACAUCAACCAUUUAUAGUCAGUUUUCCCUAUCUUCUCUUUAUCAUUCAUAAAAGAUGCUGCCGUUACUGCAGAUUUUAUGAUUUAUAUAUAUAUAUUUUUUUUUUAAUACAUCUCUUGUACACAUGUUAGUCAAAUUAUAUAUUAGAGAGAAGAGUAACGACUUUUCUUUAUGUCCAUACAUUCUUGGUAGGAUGUUUAGACGAAUAAAAGGUUAAAUCUAUGUUAAAAAAAAGAAAUUUGUUGAUAAAUUUAUAGACAAGUAAUAAAUGAAAGUAUAUCUGCUGAUAAAGUUGACUCCGGUUCUGUGUACGUGGCAAUAACUUGAGAUAAGGCUCUAUCUAUAAAUGUGGAAAAUACCGCUAUAAAUAUAGCGUAAAAAUAGAAGAAUUAUAGCAAGUUUUUGAAUGAAACAUUUUAUCAUUAGAAUCACAGAGAUAUUAUAUACUUAUAUAUCGAUACAAAUGAUGUAUAGGAUAAUCUCACUAGUUUCGAAGAGUGUAAACAUAUCCGUCCUGCAUUUAUUUAAUUCCUCUCAUUCAAUUUGCAUGAGUUUGCGUUAUUAUAGAAUAUGCAACAAUUCUUUUUUGUAGUGUUUUCCUGGAAUGUUAAUGCCUUAGAUAAUAAUUGUUUAUCUGCUUCUUCUUGGGGAGAAAUAGACACAAUAUGAUUAUAUAUCUUAAUAAAUUACAUAAGUUUAUUUUUCCUCGGGUUGCUAUUAUUUUUUAAAUGUUCUAGUCUCACCGACUGUAGCGUGGCCUGACUAAUUGAAAUAAAUCAAAAACUUAGUGUAUUAAGCUCGGCAAAAAUCCGACAAUUUCUAAAAGAUUAAUUGCUACGCUCAACUAAAAUUUAACAAAAAAUUUGUUUAAUAUUUUUUUACACUGUUAUGUGAAAUUUAAUUAAACAAAAUUCUUUUUUUUAUCAUAAUUGUUUUUGUUACAGACAUGCGAAUAUUAGCUUAAUAUUAGCAGUAAAAUGUUGUAAAGUUAGAUUAAAUCUUUUGUAAAAUUCUUUCAAAUGUUGUCACGUGCCGGUUAAUCGCGUGCAAUUAAAUUUUUCUUUCUGCAGCGGACGAGGGGCCAAAACGCGUGAUAAAGUUAAAGUGCAUUGAGAAAUUACGAUUGUAUUAAGAGACUCAUCGAUGAGUCACGUGAAUUAAAUCAAUCGGUUGAUCAAAGUUCAUUGUAAUAUAUUUGAACUUGCUCAUCGCUCCUCCAGCGAAUGAUUAGCAACUAAAAAACAUUUCUCGAAUUUAAACUCGAGGGCGAUUAAUGCCUGCUUCGUGUAUUUAUUCACGUGGCUCGAUUAUUUCAUCAUCUAGAAAGCUCUCCUUUAAAUUAAUACCGGCCUUUCCUUCUUAUAUGAUACAUGAUGCGAAAGACCGCGAUUCUCUAAAAAUUUAAAAGGAAGAAAGGAUAAACGAAGCAGCGUCGAUAUUUAGAGCGGCGUGCAUCUUAUUACGCUUGAAAUACGAAGAAUCUUUUAAAUAUAUCGAUAUAAGUAAGAGAGAUUAAUUAUAAUAGUUUGAUGAGUUUCUCGAGCGACAAUUGCGCGAAAUCGAAUGGGGAGUAGAAUGAUAAAAAGGAGUUUUAAUAAUACUGUACUUGACCAAUAUUGUAUUAAUUCUUAAGCUAAAAGUACAUACACAAUGAAUCCCACAAUGUCUCCUUUAUAAGCUACCUUUCUACUUCUCUCGAAACAAAAUACGUCCGUAUAUUGUUCGUAGAUAUCAUUAAUCUCGACUAUUGUAAAUCUCGGCGAAUGACGACGCACAUGCUCGCCACGCCAUGCAAUUGACGCUGAUCGUUUCUAAGUGUCUUACCACGAAUUCAUGAUGAUUGUACAUUUUCUCUUUAGAUUUAUUUUCUGGCACAAUUUAAUACAGAGAAGAAUGUGUACAUAACCAGCAACUUCAGCACCAUGUCCAUUUGAUGUGAUGUAAUGAAAUGUAUAAACGUAUAAAAAAAAAAAAAUAUAUAUAUAUAUAUACAUAUAA